This is a messenger RNA of Fusarium falciforme, 915 nucleotides long. Its product is annotated as SGL domain-containing protein. NCBI's taxonomy places the organism in Eukaryota, Fungi, Ascomycota, Sordariomycetes, Hypocreales, Nectriaceae. The record is from RefSeq and is a predicted model, not a curated record. The coding region runs from base 1 to 915 and encodes 304 amino acids. The transcript has a single exon.
AUGUCCGCCGUCAAAGAAUUCACAUAUCAACCCCUUGCCGAUGGCAUGCUCUUCGGCGAAGCCCCUCGAUACCACAAUGGCCUCUUGUACGUCAGCGACAUGAUUGGCCGCACCAUCUACACCAUCAACCCAAAGUCUGGCGAGAAGACCGUCCUGGCCAAGGUUGACCAGCAACCCAACGGCAUGUUUUUCCAUCCCGACGGGUCGCUCAUCUACUCGUCCAUGUUUGACACCAAGCUCUAUCAGCUCAAGAAUGGAAAGACGACGCUCUACUGCGAUCUAUCCGAGAUCAUGACCGGGUACUGUGGAGACAUGUACAUCGACAAUGUGGGGAGGGUCUACCUGGAUGAUACAGGGGCUCGAGUCCUCCACGGGGAGGACCCCUCGCCUGGUCGCCUCAUCAUGGUAGAUACGGACCGUACUGCCAAGGUUGCUGCAGAGAACCUGGUCUUUCCGAACGCGUUGGUAAUCACUGACGAUGGGAAAUCUCUCUUCGUGGCCGAGACGUUUGGGCAGGGGCUAUUGAAGUUUGACGUGGGGCCUGGAGGCGAGCUGUCCAACAGACAACUCUUCUGGUCUCCCUCUUCUCUACCAGACUUUGCUGAGAAGGAAGCUGCCGGGAAGAUGGUCAAGAUUGACGGCGGAUGUCUGGAUGCCGAGGGCAACAUCUGGCUUUCCCUGCUGGGCUACGACCAGUUCAUCCGCCUCGACAAGCGGGGCAACAUCAACGCUCGAGUUCGUGUGAGCGGACAUGCUACAGCGUGUUAUCUGGGAGGGGAGGAUGGAAAGACAUUGUAUCUAGUGGUCAACCAGGUCCCGGAUGGCGAGAGCAUCUUUACCGCCAUGGUUGCUAAGAAGACGACUUGUGCGGUUGGCUCGGCGAGGGUAGAUAUUGGCGGUCCACGUCAAGAGUGA